This is a messenger RNA of Maudiozyma barnettii, 336 nucleotides long. It is a transcript of the gene ADF1, whose product is annotated as Adf1p. Bases 1 to 336 code for a protein of 111 amino acids. The record is from RefSeq and is a predicted model, not a curated record. NCBI's taxonomy places the organism in Eukaryota, Fungi, Ascomycota, Saccharomycetes, Saccharomycetales, Saccharomycetaceae. The transcript has a single exon.
AUGGCGAAAGCAGUGAAGAGAGUGACAAAAGUUAGCAAGAGUUCUAGAACUAAACAAAAGGCAGUGAUAUCACAAUCACAAAGGAAGAAAACAAAGUUCAAAGUAGAAAAGAUGAAUAAAGAACAUGAUACAGUGUCCUUGAGUGCUGGAGAGAUGAAUAAAGCAUUAAAAGGUUCACCUGAGAAAGGUACUAAGAACAGUAUAUUGCAUAAGAGAGAUCUUCUUGAAGGUCGUGAAAAGGAUCGUGCGAUUACAGAACAAUUGGAUAAGAAUAAAAAAGCAGCUGAUGAUAGUUUAUUAAAACAAAUUGAAAUGAUGUCAGGUUUUUCUCUUUGA